AAUCCAGUCUUUGGAGGCCUAGCGGCCCGUCUCAUGUUAGUAUUCGGAAUCAGCACACUCGAUUACCUAUUGUUCGCUAAGUUUUAAGCUAGAAGCGAUUUAUCACUUGGUGUCCUUUCCUCGUAAGGCUAGAUGAAUUUUCAGUUAACAUAAGCAAUUGUGCAGGCUGUGAAGACUUUUGGGAAUAAUUUUUUAAUUCAUGUGCGCUAUGUCGCCCAAACAGCAUUGGAUCAUUCCUCACUUGUACCGAAUAAUCGUACUCCUCCACUCAUCCGAGCACUCGCCUACCGUACUUGUCAUACUGAUCACAAUUUCUAGCAAUAACUUUCAAAAAAGAGUUUCGAUAUUGCUAUAGCAUCGGAUCUAUAUUAUGACACCGCUUAUUACCUGUGUUGAUAGAAAGGUUGUGGAAAAGCAGUCAAGAAGGCUGUGAGCGUAGUAAAAACCAAUCCAGACUUGUAAGAGUUAUUCUUCCCUACAACUAACAAUCAGUAGUAAAACUCAAUCAUUGGUAAUUGAGAAAUUUUAAUCAACUGUCUUAGUCUUAACUUUACUUGCACUUCGUGCUGAUAAAUCGCAAUUUUAAACAAUUUUAACACCAAUUUUAAUUUGGCUGAUUGUUGGUUGAUAUUGCAACUAAGCAUUGUUAUCAUUGAAGUACAUUAAAAUUUUCUCUCAAAUAUGUGUAGACACUCGUAAAAUAUUCACAAUUAACAUAUAUGUAUAUGAGUGAAUAAUACAAUCAUUGUAACGUUCAUUUUCUUCAUGUAAAAAGAGGAUAUUUUUGCUAUUAAGCAAUUUUAAAAUUUUUUUCUUGUUUUGUUUAUUUACGCUAGGCCUACUACUAUGCUAGAAGCCAACCUUUUGUCUGCUAUAGUUUACGAGAUAUAACUCUUGUUUUUCGGCGUUGGUUGGUCUUUGUCGCUGUCUACUGAGAGAAAACAAAUUUUUUUCAAUAUAUUUAGUCUUUCAAGAGUAAUAUUGCUUUUCUAUCUUGUAGGCCACAUCUUUCUCUAUAAUCUCACAUCAUUUGAUUCCAGAAAGAGACAAAUUCCAAUUUGAAAAAGCUGAUCUUUGCUCUUUUACGUACUUUGAAAUUUAUGUCCGGUGAGAUUUCAAAGCGUAAUGUAGAGCUAAAGAAAAAACUGGAAAUGAUUGUUAAUAAGUAGAAUCGAUACAUCUUUGAAUGCGUAACGAAUUGAUAAGAAAAUAUAAUUUGAAAAGUACUUUCUCAUUUAUAGAAAAUUCUAUUGUAUUGUUGAAAAUAGCGGCUUUACCCACAAAAUGUCCGGUGAGACUUUCGAUUUUGUUUUUUAGCUAUCUCGAUAAAUAAUAUUCCGAUCAAGAUCAAACUUUAAUCAUUUUUAGAUCUCAUGAGGUUUGAUAUUUAGUAACAAGAUGAACUUGAAAUAUUGCAUCGUUUAAGAGAACUUUGAAAAAUACACAAAAAUAUCCGGUAAGAUUUCUACAUGCUUAUUUUCAAUGAGAAUAGAACCAAAUUCAACUUAUGACACAUCAAUCAAUUCGACUGAAUGUGCUCUAUUCAACCACGAAGCUCAAAAGUAUUAGUUCAGCAAAUGCUAGUCAGGGCCCUAAAUUGCGGGGUGGGGGUGUAUACCCCCCCCAAAAUAAAAAUUUGUCUUCUCCUUCAAGAGGAAAUUAAAAUUUUUUUUUCUUUGUUUUUGGUCGCAUAGCGAAAAAAUUUUUUCUUACAACAAAACAAUUUUUCGCUGCGUGAAGCUUUAAAAAUCUUUUACACCCCCUCCGAAAGUUGACUUCCUAUUUAUGACCCUGGCGGCAUUUCCAAUGGGAAAUCUACAUGAUAAAGUUUUGGAAGUGGCAUCAUUGGAUUUAGCUCAUCAAAAUCUAUCGAUCCAUGCAUAAUACCUAUUAUUUCUCUCAAGUAUAAUUGGGUUUAUCUACAAUCACCUUGGGGAUUCAGCUUCUUAUAGCACCGAAAACACAUUUUCUUGCUGCUUUGAUUAUAAAGUGUUGGGAAAAAGGUUUCCUAUUUGAUAUCUGGUGUAGUAAAACUCAACCCGACACUCUGAACAUCUUUUUGUAAGCAACUUAUUUUUGGAAAAAUUUUUUUAAAAUGGUACGAUGGCUAUACCAUUCACUCAUAUAUAUAUAUAUAUAUAUAUAUCCAAGUGCGAUAUUAUUAGUUACUUUCUGGAUCUCUGAAAACCAUGUUUAAAAUCCCAUCAUGAGAACAUCGUGCCCGAUUUGGAUUAUCAAGAUGUGGAAGCGUUUGUCCAUAUUCCACCAUGUUUUUAUCUUUAUUGGUGAUUAGUAAAAUACUUUUUUCUGUUAUGUUUAUAGUGAAUUUACAAAUUUACUUAGUCUGCUGUCAAGGAUCCUGUUCCUUUCAAGUCAUAUUUUGUUACUGCACGCAAGUUCCUCUUAACAUGAAGGUAGAUGAGAAGUUGGAAAAAACAAAAAUAAGAAUCAGUUUUCUCACGAACUAUGCACUUUUCCAAAAUUAGAUGAUCUCGUGCGAUACAACGAUUUUAUGGUAGGGGCGAUCUAUGUGAUUUUGAGUAGUGGUGUACCAUAGCAUAUAAACGAGAGAAAAAAAAAGAAAAAUAUCCAAUGUCAUAAAACAAUCAUCGUAAAAUAUUUAGAAACACUUCUCAGAGUUUGAUACACAAACAAAAGCGUUCCAUUCUGUGAAAAAAAUGCGUUUUCUCUUGUUUUGAAAUGAAAACUGGAGGAUGAACGCACGUCUUAUUUCUAUUGAUUUUGUUUCGUUUCAAAACGAGACUGUCAAAGCAAUAAUAGAAAACUUUUUAUAGAAAAUUUAGGAUUAAGUCGUUCGUGACACAGAGAAACAGCAAAGAAAAACAAAAGGAGAGUAACACAUUUGACUCAGUUAUUUGAUGAACGUAUACAAAAUAGUUUCUUUUAAGCAAUUUAUUCUUAUAAAAGUUUGAUGGUUAAUUUAUUUCCAAAAAACAAAAAUGAGAGAUGAAAAUUUACUUAAUAUGAAUAUUGACAAAUGUCGCUAAAAGUAUAAUAAGUAACAAAAACAAAAAAACUUGUCAAAUGUAAAAGUGUGUGUAUGUAUAUUUGAACCAUAUUUUUUUCAUCUAAAAAUGAUAAUAUAGAAUAAAUUAUCUUCGGUUGACAAGCUAUUUUAUUUCAUGAUCUAGUAUACUUUUUUUUUUAUAGCUAAAAAAAUAUUUUGCCAUCACUAAUUUAAAUGUGAUACAUCCAUCUUUAUAUAGUUUUUAUAUAGAACAGUGUUAAAUUACACUUUUAUUUAUAGAUUUGAACUGACAGGAUCUCCGGAUGAACACACAAAUAGAAGCAUAAAAUGAAUGUCAAUAGAUGAACGGUUUGCUGUUAUUUUCACUUGGGUUUUUUAUUCUCAAUGAAAAUUUUCUCUAACUUUAUGAAAGAACACGUUAACAAAUCUUGAUAAUCAUGUCCUUGAUUUUAUUAAUAUAGUCAAUAGAUGAAAACAAACUGUUUCUAUCUCUCUCUCUCUCUCUCUCUCUCUCUCUCUAUCACAUUUCUAAAAACAAUAUAUUAUCAAUUACGUUGCAACAAAUUUUGUGAAUAUUAUUAUUAUUACAGUGUUUUUGAUCAAUGACAGAGACUAUUUUUAUUAUAUAAUUUGAUCGAAAGCAAAAAAUCGACACGAGCGAAAGAGAAUACAAAUAGACUAUAUUUGAUUCUAGAAAAGGUUUUUAUGUUAGGGCUUGUGUGCAAAUAUUUCUAGUACUAUAGAAUGAAUUUUCAAACGAUGAGAGAUAGAGAGAGUGAGAGAGAAGGAGAUGAGACUAAUUUCCAUUAUUAAGUAAAAAAGAAUAUUUAUCUAUACAGAUUAAGAGAAAAAACAUCGAUAAUAUAAGUUAACAGAACUAGAAAUAAAAUUUCUUCUAUUACAGUCACUAUAUUUUGUCUAUAGUUAUGUAGUUUUGUUUUGUUACUCUUGAACAAAAUAUAGCAUGAUGAUUUUAUCUAUUGUAAUCUUAAUUAUCUUUUUCAUAUAUUCUAAAGCUUAUAAUCUAUCCGAUGGUCAAAUACAAUGUUAUAAUAAUUGUAAAUUUCGUCAAUCAUUUGAUGAACAAUUAUUAUUAGAUCAAAAUUGUAUAGAAUAUAUUAAUAGUACAAAUUGUUAUGUUGAAAUAACAUUUGAUUAUAAAGAGCGACAGGUUCAAUUGUCAUUUGGGAAAUCUCAUACGGGUCAAACGAAUACUAGUGCUGCUGGUACGAAUGCUGAAAUUAAUUUUAUAAAAACGACCAGAAUGAAUUUAUCUCAUGAUCAUAGAAUGACCGAAAAUAAUCUGAUCUAUACGUGCAAAACAUAUGAUAAUUGCGAGAAAGCAUAUGCAGAAAAAAUAUUCGAUGAAUAUAUUCAUAUAAAUUUUAAUAAUUUAGAAGAGCAGUUAUCAUCUUUAUUGUUUGAUAAUGAAACAGAUUUAACAACAAAUAAUUUAAACUGUUGGGAUAGUCAAUGUACAAACGAUGAAUUAUGUGGUAUUCAUUAUCAUUUACCAUUUAAUCAAGCUAAUCCAUUUCGUACAUUUUGUGAACCAUCUAGUUAUUCAUAUAAAAUUAAUCAAUCGAUUAUUAUUCUUGAAAUAAUUGAAGGAACGGUAUAUUCACCAACACGCAUCUAUAAAUGUAAUACAAAUAGUUGUAAUUCAGAAAAACGUAUUAGAAAAAUAGAUGAAAUAUUUGAAAAUUAUGGAAUUAUUAAAUCGGAAUCAACAGAAACAGGAAUAAUAAGUGAACAUUCUACACAUAAUCAAUCUUUGACAAAAACAGUUAAAAUAUGGCCGCAUAACAAUUGUUUUCGAUCCAAACAAUUUUCCAUAUAUUCCUAUAUUAUCGUCGUAUUUAUUAUGUUGACGAUAUCAUUAUAG
Molecule: messenger RNA, 4874 nt
Organism: Didymodactylos carnosus
Lineage: Eukaryota; Metazoa; Rotifera; Eurotatoria; Philodinida; Philodinidae
Source: the annotation of a GenBank genome assembly